Molecule: messenger RNA, 1311 nt
Organism: Gymnogyps californianus (California condor)
Lineage: Eukaryota; Metazoa; Chordata; Aves; Accipitriformes; Cathartidae
Gene: P2RX6
Product: purinergic receptor P2X 6
Exons: 12
Biological process (GO): response to ATP; monoatomic cation transmembrane transport
Cellular component (GO): nuclear inner membrane; plasma membrane
Molecular function (GO): extracellularly ATP-gated monoatomic cation channel activity; ATP binding; purinergic nucleotide receptor activity
Source: RefSeq, a predicted model, not a curated record
CGCGGAACCGGCGGGUCGGGCUGCUGCACCGCCUGCUCCAGCUCGGCGUGCUGGGCUACCUGCUCGGGUAGGGCGGUCCCCUCCCGCCGCGGCGAGCCGGCCGGCCGCGCGGGGCCCGGCCCUCCCGGAGGCGAUGGGGCGGCCGGGGGUCCCCUCAGCGCGCCUCGCCCCCCCCUGCCCCUCCGCAGGUGGGUGCUGCUGGUGCGGAAGGGCUACCAGGACACCGACGCAGCCCCCCGCGCCGCCGUCGUCACCAAGCUGAAGGGGACGGCGGUCGCCGAGGUGGGGGGCGCGGGCCGGCGGCUGUGGGACGCGGCGGACUACACCCGGCCCCCUCAGGGAGGAAACGUGCUUUUUCUGGUGACCAAUUUCAUCGCUACAGCAAAGCAAGCCCAGGGCACCUGUCCCGAGAGUCCCUCUGUUCUCGAUGCGAUGUGCACAGAAGAUGCAGACUGUCCCAUGGGAAACCCAGUGGUUCAUGGCAACGGGAUAAAAACUGGGAAAUGUGUGAUGUUCAACACCACUCAUUCCACCUGUGAGAUCUAUGGCUGGUGUCCUGUGGAGAACAGCACCCUGCCCAGGAAACCUCUUCUGGCUGAGGCGGAGAAUUUCACUCUUUUUAUAAAAAAUACUGUCCACUUCACCAAAUUCAACUUCUCUAAGUGCAAUACUUUGCAAACCAAUGACCCCACCUAUUUUAAGAGCUGCACGUAUGAUCCAUUCUUCAACCCCUCCUGCCCUGUCUUCCGUGUCCGUGACAUGGUGGAAGCAGCUGGAGAGACCUUCGGAGACCUCGCACUGCUGGGGGGGAGCAUAGGAGUUCGCAUCGAGUGGGACUGUGACCUGGAUCACCCCGCUGCCCAGUGCCAGCCGCAGUACUCCUUCAGCCUGCAGGACAGGAGGUACAAUUUUAGAACUGCCUCCUACUACUGGGACUCCCAGCGGCAGCUCUGCCGGAACCUGCUGAAGCUCUACGGCAUCCGCUUCGACAUCUCCGUGCACGGCCAGGCUGGGAAGUUCAGCAUAAUUCCUGCUGCCGUGAGCUUCGGCACCGGCAUCGCAUUCUUUGGUGCUGCCACGCUGGUCUGUGACCUGGUUCUGCUCUACCUGGAUGCGAAGGCUGACGUCUACUGGAAGGAGAAGUUCGAGGAGGCAAAACCCCCUAAAGGCAAGACUGAGGCUGCUGCUUAGGGACAUCAGGAAUGCUCUGCCACAAGCACCCUUCACUCCGGAGCAACCUGCAGGUGGCCGUGGGCCUUGAUUUCCCGUGAAAAACAGGGAUGCAACAAAAUAAAGCUGUUUGGAAAGCGG